UGGCUCCAUUUUAUAGAUGAGGAAACCGGCAGAGGCAGAUAAGUAUUUGCCCCUCCCAGUAAGUGGUAGAGCCUCAUAGCCUAAUCCCAUGCUACAUGCUGCCCCCCUCUGCAGUCUAGACAGCUCCCUCAGACUUACUAUAGCUUUAAAAGAUAUGUGAAUAUCAAAGAACAUAAGCAAACUUCACCUUUGCUUUAUAUGUGACAGACAAUGCACUAUUUUGUUUAAUUCCUUAUACAAUCAUUUCAAUAGCUAUGAUUUGGUUGGUGAUAGUUUAUCAUUUACAAAUACUCUGAGCCAAAGUUUUCCAGCUUCCCAGCAUAUCUCAAACUUCUUUCAUAUUUUAUAAAGUCCUUCAAUAUUGUCAGUGCUGAGGAAUUUAAGUCACAUUAAAAUGUAUUUAUUAUCUACUUAGUGUACUGUUGGAAAUGUCAGCGGUGACUGUUCUUUGUUUUCACAGAGGUGGACCAGGACCACCCUUAUUUGCACUUUCUGAAAGCGUUUGAAGGCAAAAAUUAAGGUGUUGCUGGGAACAAUGGAAGGUCACAAGGCAGAAGAAAAGGUGUUAGAUAUUCUUCGACUGAAUGUGGGCGGCUGUAUUUACACAGCCAGACGUGAGUCCUUGUGCCGCUUUAAAGACUCGAUGCUGGCAUCCAUGUUCAGUGGUCGUUUUCCUCUAAAAACAGAUGAAUCGGGGGCUUGUGUUAUUGACCGUGAUGGACAUCUGUUUAAAUACCUUUUGGAUUAUCUUCAUGGAGAAGUUCACGUUCCCACAGAUGAGCAAACCCGUGGUGCUCUGCAGGAAGAGGCUGAUUACUUUGGCAUCCCUUACCCAUAUAGCCUGUCUGACCACUUGGCCAAUGAAAUGGAGACAUAUUCUUUAAGGUCAAAUAUAGAACUUAAAAAGGCUAUAACAGACUUCUGUGAUUCAUAUGGUUUAGUUUGCAAUAAGCCAACAGUUUGGGUUCUUCACUAUCUUAACACAUCUGGUGCAAGCUGUGAGAGUAGAAUUAUUGGUGUAUAUUCCACAAAAACUGAUGGAACAGAUGCUAUUGAUAAGCAGCUGGGAGGAAGAAUUCACAGUAAAAGCAUUUUUAAAAGAGAGGCGGGAAAUAAUGUUCAGUACAUUUGGAGCUAUUAUUCAGUAGCUGAACUGAAGAAAAUGAUGGAUGCCUUUGAUGCCUGGGAAGGAAAAGGUAUAGUACAAUUCUUUUAUUUCAUGGCAGAAGGUAGACUUUUCCUUAAUAAAACAAAGCGAGGUGCUACGCUGACCAUGACAUGCUUCUGUAUUCACAGGCGACUGAUGGCGUUCAAUGAAGAGGAAAACGAAGGUGUGAACUGUAAGACUGGUCCCAAGCCAGUCAGAUUCCUGGGCCCUUCCACCAGCACCCAAAUUAAAGUCAAGAACUCGGCGUCGCUCAGGGUGUCCCCGGCCAGCGCCCUCCAGUCUGCGGGCGGAAAGGCAGCGCUGCGCUCGGCGCCGCCGAAGCCUCCGUCCCCCGCGGGCACUGCGCUGCCGGGGCAGCCCCAGGCUCCUCGUGGGGCCGGGAGCGCUGAAAACGGAGCCGCGCACCCACCCCCCGCCAAGGUCCUGCUCUCCGACAAGAAGGCCACCCCGCCCCGAGUGAUAAAACUGAAGCGGACUCCACUGUGCGCCGCCGGGGCGUCCCCGCCUGCCGCAGCCGCAACCGCAGCCAGGCCCGCGGGGCCCCCGGCGGCGGCCCCGGAAGCCCCCGGCGCGCACGCGCGGACUGAAAACGGGCGGGGCCAGGCUGAUUGA
Leptonychotes weddellii (Weddell seal) is the source of this 1780-nucleotide messenger RNA. The record is from RefSeq and is a predicted model, not a curated record. Lineage: Eukaryota; Metazoa; Chordata; Mammalia; Carnivora; Phocidae.